Messenger RNA from Acyrthosiphon pisum (pea aphid), 1736 nucleotides. RefSeq names its product LIM domain transcription factor LMO4.2. The transcript is spliced from 6 exons. Gene Ontology annotation, cellular component: nucleus. Gene Ontology annotation, biological process: positive regulation of transcription by RNA polymerase II. Bases 211 to 972 code for a protein of 253 amino acids. Lineage: Eukaryota; Metazoa; Arthropoda; Insecta; Hemiptera; Aphididae. The record is from RefSeq and is a predicted model, not a curated record. Gene Ontology annotation, molecular function: DNA-binding transcription factor binding; transcription coactivator activity.
AGUCGGACCGCAGUAACCGCCGGCACGCUGUUUGGACGGCACGCGGCCUGCGCCUCCACGAGACACCUUCACGACACAGCCGACGGCCAAACUCACGCGUCCAGAGCGGCAUAGACUCGCAAAACUAUAACACAAAUAUUUAUAUUUUAAUAAUAUUAUUAUUAUAGCAAUAAAGUCACGUGGACGGAACCGGGACCGAUCAGGAGUAAGAUGACAAUGGACGUUAAAGCCAGUCAAGUAGCAGCCAGCACAGCUACCAAGUCGAGUGCCAACGUCGGCGCUUCCGCAUCGACGGGAGGCCAAGAGUGUGCCGGAUGCGGAAAACACAUAACCGAUAGAUUUCUGUUGAAGGCGCUGGAUUUGUUUUGGCAUGAAGACUGUUUGAUGUGUGGUUGCUGCGGUUGUCGGUUGGGCGAAGUCGGAUCGACGCUGUACACCAAGGCGAACAUGAUAUUGUGCAAAAAGGAUUACUUCAGGUUUUACAGGAUGUUUGGCAAUAAGGGCAUGUGUGCGGCUUGCUUCAAGGACAUACCGGCGUUCGAGAUGGUCAUGAGGGCCCGUAGCAACGUGUAUCACUUGGAGUGUUUCGCGUGCCAACAGUGCAAUCACAGAUUUUGUGUCGGAGACCGCUUUUAUCUGUGCGAAAACAAAAUAUUAUGUGAAUACGAUUUCGAGGAGAGAAUGGUAUUUGCAAACAUGGCUUAUAAUCCAGCUACUUUGGCUCAGUUGAAACGCCACGCCACACACAUACCACCAGCGGUUGGUGGAGGGGGUAGAGCAGAUCUACCGAUGGCGGCAGGAAGCAACGGGGCUGGUGAUCGUAGAGCCACGCCAACUGAUUCACACCACCAUGGACAUCACCAUCAUGGGCACCAUCACGGAGCACCCACCAGCAAUGGGCACCAGUACGGCGGAUCGGGGGCCACCACGAACGGUGACCAGUCUCAGCUCCAAUUAUACGACGUAAAAUGAUAACAUAAAAUCGUGUUACUUCUCAAAAAACGCUCUCUUUUUUAAAUUUGAUUUUAGAACUAUUUUGUUAUUUAUUGCCCACGAGUAUCUUGAUAUAACUACGCAUAAUAUUAUUAGAUUUAUUGACAAAAACAAAUCGUUACAGACAGAUCACUUCUGUUUGGCUAGUCACGACGAUAAGAUAUUAUUCUUAGUAUAAAAUUAUAAUAUUGUUUAAAUUUUUUUCACAAGCUAAAGUGCAAAAUAAAUUUUUAAUUCGUGCAAUUAAAAAAAAAAACUGUUAAUUUAAUUACUCAUUAAUGGUUUUUUUUUUUUGUUGUUGUUGUUGUUGUUGCUUAAAUGACACCAAUCAAAUAGUGUCUAUUUACUGUCUUUAAUAUUUAAACUAAAAUACUAAUAUUAUACAUUUUAACAUUAAUUGUAUAUUAUGAUUUAAAAUUAUUCCAUUUGUCCAAAUAUCGAAAUAUAUUAAAACAAAAUUAUCUUUACCAAACUAUACUUUGUAAUAAUAAUAUAUAUAGUAUAGGUACUAGUUUAGUGUUAAGUACUUGUAAGUUUGUAUGUAUUAUUCUUUUUACCCUUAUAUAAAGGAUCUCUUGUUGAUUUAAAUAAUGUUCUAAGUUACCUUUGUAUUGUUUUCAAUUUUAUUAUAUUUAACAGUAAGACGGAACACUGGUAGUAUUAUAUAAUAUUAUAUCUACAUGUGUAUUAUGAUAAUAAUAUGUGCGUGAUUAAAAACAAAUAUAAAAGUAUUUCGUUGGCAC